ACGACCUUGUUUUUGUUGAUGUUUAACUUGAGUGCGGCUGCGCGCUGCUCAAUGCUUUCGCCGUUGCUGACGCGACUUGGCAGGGGAAAAAAAAAAAUAGUGUGUGAACCCUCUGGCAGCGGCCAGCGACUCUGUCGAAACCGAAUAGGUAGUACGACCUAAGACUAUUGUUAUUUGGGAGCCGAUGGUAGUAAGUGAGCGACAAUCUUAACCAGCGACUAACCAACCUCUCCCGUAUGUGAUCGCCCUUCCUCCUCGUCGGACGCUGCCAGCGAGGGCCAAGGGACAAAAUAGCAUAUCGCCAUUAUAUGAUCCAGUGUCCAGCGUCACUUUUACCCUCCAUGUGGGUGAGGGAACUGUGUGUAUCCGAUUAUGGCGAGAAAAACAGUUAGCAGGAAAAGGAAGGCAGGAGAGCCCAAGGACCAACAACAGCUGGGCUGGUGUCAGGCACCACACAAGCGGAGCCGAGUUUCUUCUUCAUCACGUCAUGCCCAGCAGUGGUGGUGCAGUCGGCGCUCAGUGGUAUGUGCCCUCCGGGGACGGGAGUUCAGGCCUCAACAGCAGCAUGAGUUGCGGCUCCAGCGGAGCCUGCGUGGCUUUGCGGCCGGCAGGCUUCCCGGCAUCCUCAAGGAGAGGGAGUUCUCACUGGGGCGACUCAACAAGGUGUUCGCUUCACAGUGGCUCAACCACAGACAGGUCGUGUGCGGGACCAAGUGCAACACGCUUUUUGUAGCCGACGUCCUGACGGGGCAGAUAACGCGUAUCCCCAUGCUGAAGGACAGGGAGUGUCGCAGUGGAGGUUCUGGGGUGGUGGGUACAGUCGUGGCAGAGCGGCAUUACCACUCCACGGCAGGCUCACGCUCACGGCUGGACCAGCAGGGCUGCGGGAUCCAUGCUAUUGAACUGAACCCAUCCAGAACGCUGCUAGCCACAGGAGGAGACAACCCAAACAGCCUGGCCAUCUACCAGCUGCCCACACUGGACCCUGUCUGUGUUGGAGAUGAUGGUCACAAUGACUGGAUCUUCUCCAUUGCCUGGAUCAGCGACAACAUGGCGGUUUCUGGGUCCAGAGAUGGCUCCAUGGGCUUGUGGGAGGUGACGGAGGAAGUAAUGAAUCAGGCAGAGCGCAGUCAGAACGAGGAGUCGGUACCCUCCUACGCCCACAUCUCCCACCGUGCCCUCAAGGACAUCCCGAAGGAGUACACCAACCCAUACAACUGUAAAGUCCGUGCUCUGGCCUUCAACAACAACCACAAAGAACUGGGUGCUGUGUCCUUGGACGGCUAUUUCCACCUCUGGAAAGCUGAGCACAACUUGUGCAAGAUACUGUCCACCAAGCUGCCUCACUGCAAAGAGAAUGUGUGUCUGGCAUACGGACAGGACUGGUCAGUGUACGCUGUGGGUUCUCAGGCCCAUGUUUCAUUUCUGGAUCCGCGACAGCCUACACACAGCAUCAAGUCUGUCAAUUCCAGAGAGAGAGGAAGUGGGAUCCGAUCAGUGAGUUUCUAUGAGCACAUUGUGACGGUGGGCACCGGCCAAGGUUCUCUUCUUUUCUACGACAUCCGGGCCCAGAGAUUCCUGGAGAACCCUUUGAAUCCAGCUGGGGGUUACCGGAAGUGCCCAGGAGAUGGCAUCCUCAAGCUCACUACAGGGAAAGGCUGGCUGAAUCAUGAUGAGACGUGGAGGAGUUACUUCUCAGACAUUCAUUCCUUCCCCAACGCGGUGUACACCCACUGUUACGACGACUCCGGCACCAAGCUGUUUGUAGCAGGUGGACCACUCUGCUCUGGCCUGCAUGGCAACUACGCAGGACUGUGGAGCUAGCCUCUCCGUCUCCCCGCUCCAUUGCUUUAUCACUACUACACCCUCGUCCAGAUUUUUGCAUAACCAGACCCUCCAUCCCUCUCCCUCUUCAAGUCUGUUGACCUCACUGUCUUGUAUUGUCACUCUAUUUUGCUCACACGUGGACUCAGGAGCAUGAUCUUGCCCCCACCGUAUCACGGCUUUGAAUAUUGUUGUUGUGUAUGUUUGUGUCCACCAUCACAGUAUCCACUCUCCUCCAAUUCUUCCUUUGCACCUUUCCUCCACAGCUACUCAGUUUUUUUUUAUAUGAAAAUGUACAAACUUAUUAACUAGUAUUUUUCUCAAGAGCUGCAAAGUCUGCCACUAAGGAACUCAGAAGUCUUGAGAAACAUUAAGAAUAAAGUAAUACAUGUUCUCAUAAUUUAAAACGUUUGCAUCCAACCCACAGGGAUUAGGCUAGGAUCUUUUGCUGGUUUAUGUUUUGUUUUUUUUUUGUUUUUGGUAUGUAAGGAUAGUGUUUACUGCUGCUUCCUCUGUGAUAAAUGACAGUGUCUUUGUGAAACACCCCAAAAAUUCCUUUUCAUUCUCUCACUGAAAUGGACGGCAAUAAAAAAAAAAUAAAAUAAAAGGAGAGGGAGAGAGGAAGAAGGACUUGAAGAGACAAUACACUUUGAAGGACUGAACCCGGAGUGCAGUUUGACGUUUUGGUAGACUGGUUGGAACAGCCCGUCCUGUCCCGCAAACAAUCACAAAGAACUUCUCUCUUCUCCUGUCGGAAGUAAAACGAAGCAGCCAAUCAAAACAGGACUUUGUGUUCAGAUUUUUCUCAUUGAGAUGAUGUAAAGGAGAAACAUUAAGAUUGCUAAAUGCAGUGUUGUUGUUCUGCUACGAAUUUAUCCCAACAAAUGCGUAUUUUAUUUUUGACUGUGUGAUUUGACAGGCAUACCCCUGCUGAUAUUCUAAUUAGCUUUAUUUGUAUUUAUUUCCCCCUCCCGCUGUCACCUUCAGUUGGUCAGGGGUCUUUGUACCUGCUUCUUUGGAAGGAUAUAUUGUCUUUUUGCCGUUUGCUUACGUUCCUGUUCUCUUUAACCAGAAUGCUCUCAGCAGAUUUGUACAUUAGUGGUGUUCAAAUCCUGAUCUGUAAUCGUACUGGUGUUAAGAUUUUGAUAGUAUCAUCAAAUACGAUGAUUGAUAGGUAGAGGCGCCUUUAAUUGCUGGAUUGAAUCCCCCUCUCCCUCUAAAUGAUUCUUGGACUCCUCCACGGGAACAAGGGAGAAGAUUUGUAGUAGCUCACUUUGAUCUUCUCAACCAUCCACCACGAAGGAUGCAAGUUGAACUGAUGAGAAUUCUUUUUUUUUUUUUUUUGGAGUUGACUGGCGUUCGAUGCUGCAGGCACAUACAUUUGUUGUCACAGUUGUAAAACUUUCUUUUUUUUGUACCAAGGAGUGAGCGAUUCCGCUCUUUUCCUUGUUUGGUAGAGGCAGGGUCGGCUUUGACUUAACGUUUUUGCCUUCCUCGAGUCUUUCUGUGAAAGACUGCCACAGGCGAUCAUAGUUUUCCUUUUCUACAGUUUUCAUGAUAAUGACAGAUUGAAAAGUAAAACCCCAAUUACAACAACAAAUUGAACAAAUAACCAACACUUUUAAAGUGUAUUUUAUAUAUAAAUGUGUAUAUGUAUGUGUAAAAUACAUAGGGACAAUUGCAUACAUUUUUAUGUAUAUGUCUGAGGAAGUGUGUGGAUUGAUCUGUCUACUUGGUGAUGCCCUGUUUUUUUUAUA
This is a messenger RNA of Larimichthys crocea (large yellow croaker), 3581 nucleotides long. RefSeq names its product DDB1 and CUL4 associated factor 12 (gene dcaf12). Lineage: Eukaryota; Metazoa; Chordata; Actinopteri; Sciaenidae. Bases 373 to 1824 code for a protein of 483 amino acids. Gene Ontology annotation, molecular function: protein binding. The record is from RefSeq and is a predicted model, not a curated record. The transcript has 9 exons. Gene Ontology annotation, cellular component: Cul4-RING E3 ubiquitin ligase complex.